GUUGUUCGCUGGGAGUUUGUACAGUGUGAGGAGGAACAGCAGCGCGCGAGACACGCCCAGGCGAGGUACAGCACGCGCUCCGUGCGCGCGACCCGCUCACGCUACGGCCUGAGGGACGGAAAGUCUGUCUGUGUGUGUGUGUGUGUCUGUGUGUGUGUGUGUGUGUGUGUGUGUGGGGGGAUGAAGCUAGAGUUCGCUCCGUUAAACAUCCCACUGAGGAGGCGCGCGCAGACCGCCGCCGUGCUGCAGUGGGUCUUCUCCUUCCUCGCGCUCGCUCAGUGCUGCCUGGCGGCCUUCGUGCUGCUUUGCCUCAGUGAUUGGUGGAUUUUAGCUGCAUUCUAUGCUGGUUGGUUAUAUUUGGACAGGGACACGCCCACCAGUGGAGGUCGAAGGUCACACUGGGUCAGAAGUUGGACAGUUUGGAAAUACUUCAGGGAUUAUUUCCCCAUCUCGUUGGAGAAGACAGUGGAUUUGGACCCUAAGUGUAAUUACCUCUUUGGGUUUCACCCCCAUGGCGUUCUGGUGGCUGGUGCUUUUGGGAAUUUCUGUACAGAAGCGUCCCGGUUCUCCCAGCUGUUCCCAGGUCUCACCCCAUACCUGCUCAUGCUGCCCUUCUGGUUCCGUGUGCCUUUUUUCAGAGACUACAUCAUGUAUGGAGGGUUGGUGUCGAGUGAGAAGGCAAGUAUGAGUUAUCUUCUCAGUCGUCCAGGGGGCGGGGCUGCAGCAGUGGUGGCAGUGGGCGGAGCUCCAGAGAGUCUGGAGGCACGUCCCGGGGCACUGACAUUACAACUACUGCAAAGGAAAGGCUUCAUUAAACUCGCACUUAAACAUGGAGCAGGGUUGGUUCCUGUGUUCUCUUUCGGGGAAAACGAGUUGUUUGAUCAGAUGGAGAACCCUGUAGGCUCCGCCCUCCGCCGGGUUCAGGACCGCCUCCAGAGGAUUAUGGGUGUGGCUUUGCCUCUGUUUCAUGCCAGAGGAGUGUUUCAGUACAGCUUUGGCCUGUUACCCUAUAGGAAACCUAUACACACCGUGGUGGGAAGGCCGAUCCAUGUGGAGCUGAAUCCGUCUCCAACUAAACAGGACAUCGAGACUCUUCACCAGCGCUACAUGGAGGGUCUGACUGAGCUUUUUGAGGAAAACAAGGAGAAGUUUGGCAUCGAUAAAGACAAACACCUUGAAUUUAUCUGAAAGCCGUCUGUCUGUCCGUCUGCCGGGAGUUUUAACUCCCAGCCUGUGAUUGGUUAGUGAUGUGUAUGUGGUUAAAUAAAAACAGAUCACUUUUUCUGCAUUUGUGCAUUUGUUUACGUCGAGUCUUCAGGGGAAAUAAAAACUUUUUUAUUAGAAACAUCUCGAAACAUUUGAAUAGAAUGUACAAUGUAUUUCUAAAAUGAAACAUGGUGGUGAAUUGGUGUAUAUGGUGAACUCAUUAUUAAACAGAACAAACCUUUAGUGCAACGUGUUCAUCAGUCUGUCCAUGUGUGUGUGUUCAGCCCUGCUGUGUACUCGAAAAUAUCAUUUAUACACAUUUCUUCACAUCUUUUGAACUUGUUUCCAGAAUUAUUAGAUUCUGUGAAGCUGCUUUGUGACAGUGAUGGUUGUUUAAAGUACUAUAUAAUAAAACCUAAACUGAA
Clarias gariepinus (North African catfish) is the source of this 1631-nucleotide messenger RNA. It is a transcript of the gene mogat3a, whose product is annotated as monoacylglycerol O-acyltransferase 3a. Lineage: Eukaryota; Metazoa; Chordata; Actinopteri; Siluriformes; Clariidae. The record is from RefSeq and is a predicted model, not a curated record. Bases 181 to 1188 code for a protein of 335 amino acids. The transcript has 7 exons. Gene Ontology annotation, cellular component: endoplasmic reticulum membrane. Gene Ontology annotation, molecular function: diacylglycerol O-acyltransferase activity. Gene Ontology annotation, biological process: triglyceride biosynthetic process.